Molecule: messenger RNA, 708 nt
Organism: Talaromyces rugulosus
Lineage: Eukaryota; Fungi; Ascomycota; Eurotiomycetes; Eurotiales; Trichocomaceae
Exons: 1
Coding region: 1-708 (235 amino acids)
Source: RefSeq, a predicted model, not a curated record
AUGUACUGCACAACGUUCCUUACAUCUGCUUCUAUCCUAGCCCUAGUCACAGCCUUACCCACUCCUAAGGCGGCUUCUGCAGCUAUAUCAGAUUCCUACACCUACUACACCGGUGAUGGCUCAGUUGCUGACGGCUGGCCUGACGAGUCCAUCUGGGGCUCCUGGUCCGACCUCUGGGCGGCCAAUGCUGCUGUUAUGCCGAAUACCUGCGGAUGGAAUGGAUGGGGCGCUGAUGACUCAUCUACAGAGAUUGCCGAUAUCCAAACUGCUAUUGAGCAGGUGGCUAGCUCGACGGGAGUCGAUGAGCGCUUCAUUCUUGCGAUCAUGAUGCAGGAGAGCAAAGGAUGCGUCCGCGUGCCCACCACCAACUACGGCGUCGUCAACCCGGGCCUCAUGCAGUCCCACGAUGGCAGUGGAACCUGUGCCGGUGUUAACCCAUGCCCACAGUCAGAGAUCACCCAGAUGAUCACCGACGGUACCUCUGGAACAUUGUCUGGCAAUGGUCUGCAACAGCUCAUUGCGCAGGCAGAGUCUACCCUCGGCGUCACCACUUCUCAAGCUUUCUAUGCCGCUGCGCGUCUGUACAACAGUGGCUCUGCCGACUACUCGAACCUCGACGACGGUCUCGGCAGCACUCCCUGCUAUGCCUCGGACGUUGCCAAUCGUCUGGCCGGCUGGGUUCUCGCAGCAAGCUCCUGCACGGCAUAG